AUGGAUGACAUAACGGCACCCACGCAAAGUUCCCAUUGUAUUUCCUCAUGCUCUUCUUUUUGCUCUUGCUUCUUCAUUUUCAACUUCCUCAUCUUCUUCCUUUUGCUUUUCCUCUUGCCUUUGAUCUUCCCAUUUUCUCUUCCCAUUGCCUUUUAUCUUGCUCUUUCUCUUGCUCUUGCUCUUUCUCUUGCUCUUGCUCUUGCUCUUACUUCUUCCUUUUCAGCUUUAUCAUCUUUUUCCUCUUGCUCUUCCUUUUGUUCUUACUACUUCCUCUUCAACUUGAUUACUUUCUUCAUUUUACUCUUUCUCUUGCCCUUCCUCUUGAUCUUCCUUCUUCCUCUUCAACUUAAUCCUCUUGCCUUUGCUCUUCCUUUUUCUCUUCCCGUUGCCUUUUAUCUUGCUCUUACUCUUGCUCUUCCUGUUGCUCUUACUUCUUCCUCUUCAAAUUCAUCAUCAUCUUACUUUUGCUCUUCCUCUUGCUCUUCCUUUUGCUAUUUCUUCUUCCUCUUCAUCUUCAUCAUCUUCUUACUUUUGCUCCUCCUCUUGCAUUUGCUCUCUUUUUCUCUUCCCAUUGCCUUUCAUCUUGCUCUUCCUCUUGCACUUUCUCUUGCUUUUCCUCUUGCUCUUACUUCUUCCUCUUCAACUUCAUCAUCUUCCUUUUGCUCUUCCUCUUGCCCUGCUCUUCCUUUUUCUGUUCCCAUUGCAUUUCCUCUUUCUCUUCCUUCUUCCUCUUCAACUUUAUCAUCUUCCCUAUGCUCUUCCUCUUGCCUUUGCUCUUCCUUUUUCUCUUCUCAGUUUCUUUCAUCUUGCUCCUUCUCUUGCUCUUCGUCCUACUCUCUUCCUCCUGCUCUUGCUCUUGCUCUUGCUCUUCCACUUCCCAUUUCUCUUCUCUUCCUCUUCCUCUUGUCCUUACGUCUUCCAUUUCAACUUACUCAUAUCCUUCUUUUGCUCUUCUUCUUGCCCUUGCUAUUCCCAUUCCAAUUCCUCUUGUUCUUCCUCUUCCUCUAA
This is a messenger RNA of Protopolystoma xenopodis, 1008 nucleotides long. The record is from the annotation of a GenBank genome assembly. Lineage: Eukaryota; Metazoa; Platyhelminthes; Monogenea; Polystomatidea; Polystomatidae.